Molecule: messenger RNA, 2046 nt
Organism: Cicer arietinum (chickpea)
Lineage: Eukaryota; Viridiplantae; Streptophyta; Magnoliopsida; Fabales; Fabaceae
Product: metal transporter Nramp3
Biological process (GO): iron ion transmembrane transport; defense response to bacterium; positive regulation of reactive oxygen species metabolic process
Cellular component (GO): vacuolar membrane
Molecular function (GO): manganese ion transmembrane transporter activity; cadmium ion transmembrane transporter activity
Source: RefSeq, a predicted model, not a curated record
AAAAGUGGGGACCACAAGCGUAGUUCUGAUUAAUCUUCAUUUUUUAUUCCUUUAGCGAUAAGCCAGAAGCAAGUUCAGAAACCAGAGUGCGUUUGGAUUUUGAAAACUCCAACUCUUCCACUCAAAGAGUGAGUUGUUUCAAACCUCCUUUUUCCAACCUCUAAAAAUAGACCACAGUGUCGUGGCAACAACGCUACUUAUUAUUCUCUCAUCAUGUCUAAUCAACAACAGCCUCUAUUACUUGAAGAAACCGCUUACGAUUCAUCCGAAAAAGUAAUCGUAGUUGGAGACGAAGAUUACGAAGCUGACGUGGACAACGGUAUUCGAAUCCCACCUUUUUCAUGGAAGAAACUAUGGCUAUUCAGUGGCCCUGGUUUUCUAAUGAGUAUAGCUUUUCUAGAUCCUGGAAACUUGGAAGGAGAUCUUCAAUCUGGUGCUAUUGCUGGUUAUUCUCUUUUAUGGCUUCUUAUGUGGGCCACGGCUAUGGGACUUCUUAUUCAGCUUUUGUCUGCAAGGUUAGGUGUUGCUACUGGUAGACAUUUGGCUGAACUUUGUAGAGAUGAGUAUCCUAGUUGGGCUAGGAUUGUUCUUUGGUUGAUGACUGAAGUUGCUUUGAUUGGUUCUGAUAUUCAAGAGGUUAUUGGAAGUGCUAUUGCUAUUAGGAUUUUGAGUAAUGGUCUUGUUCCUCUUUGGGCUGGGGUUGUCAUCACAGCUUUAGAUUGUUUUAUUUUUCUCUUUCUUGAGAACUAUGGUGUGAGGAAAUUGGAAGCAUUUUUUGCUGUUCUGAUUGCUAUAAUGGCUCUCUCAUUUGCAUGGAUGUUUGGUGAAGCAAAGCCAGACGGGGUUGAUGUUCUUGUUGGUAUUUUGGUUCCUAAACUUAGCUCCAGAACUAUACAACAAGCUGUUGGAGUUGUAGGUUGCAUUAUUAUGCCUCACAAUGUAUUCUUGCAUUCUGCUCUUGUUCAAUCAAGGCAGGUUGAUCCGAAAAAGAAAGGCCGUGUUCAAGAAGCUAUAAAUUACUACUCCAUAGAGUCUACCAUUGCCCUUGUUGUCUCCUUUGUCAUCAAUAUAUUCGUCACAACUGUGUUUGCUAAGGGCUUUUAUGGUACCGAAAUAGCGAAUCGCAUCGGUCUGGUAAAUGCAGGGCAGUACCUUCAGGAGAAGUAUGGAGGUGGAGUAUUCCCAAUCCUGUAUAUAUGGGGUAUUGGGUUAUUAGCAGCUGGUCAAAGUAGCACUAUUACUGGUACAUAUGCUGGACAAUUCAUCAUGGGUGGUUUUCUGAAUUUGAAGUUGAAGAAAUGGAUAAGGGCGUUGAUUACGCGGAGUUUUGCAAUCAUCCCAACCAUGAUUGUUGCUCUUAUAUUCGAUACCUCAGAGGAUUCAUUGGAUCUUCUGAAUGAAUGGCUCAAUGUUCUUCAGUCAGUGCAAAUCCCCUUUGCAUUGAUUCCCUUGCUUUGUUUGGUGUCGAAGGAACAGAUAAUGGGCACCUUCAAGAUUGGGUCUGGCCUCAAGAUUAUAUCCUGGCUUGUGGCUGCUCUGGUGAUAGUGAUAAAUGGCUAUCUUUUGCUGGAAUUCUUUUCCUCUGAAGUGAAUGGAGCAGUGCUCACCACUAUUGUGUCCACAAUAACAGCUGCAUAUGUUGCAUUCAUAAUUUACCUUAUUUCAAGUGCCUUUACCUUUUCACCUUGGCAAAGUUUAACUCAAUCAAAGACAGUUGUUACCGCGGAGAGUUAAGCAGUCACAAAGACAUUUGCUGCCACGGAAAGUUCAGCAGUCAAUCUUUUAUUCCUUAAAAUCAUGAAGUAGGACAUGCUAUAUGCUGCUAAAGGAUUUUUAAUUGAUAUUUUUGCCCUAUUCUCAUUCGGCAUACUAAUGCUUGUUAUUUGUAUAAUAACUAACUUGCAAUGAUUCAGGCGCAGUAGUACCUUAUUGGUUGUCUGUACUUCAAUGAAACAAGUCAAAGUAGAUGUUACUGCACUACUGUAAAAUUUUAUUUACAAUGAAGCUUUAAUCAUACCUUUUAAAACUAUGAUGUUACGGAUGUUA